CCUCUCUGCGCAGCCAUGGGAACGCAUACGCCGUGAGGACGCGUUGCGCCCUUCCUCCGCACCUCCUCCGCUGCCUCUCGGAUUGCUCAGCUGGCCGCACUAGCCCAGAAGCGACCGACCGACCAAACCGGGGAGCUGUCGCGGAGCUACAGAGGGGUGCGCGGCGGCUCUAAAAACAACUUCGCGGCAGCAGCGUGGCUUCGCGUUGAAACGGCGGCAAUAGGAACAUGGCGCAAGUCUGCAAGCACGCGAACACAAUGCGAACCGCGUUCGAGGCAAGGCGGCUCCUAUCGCGCCUCAAUCCCCGGCGAGCUGCUGAUUACAAGAAGCUGGUCGGCGGCGGUCAGAGGCGAUCGCUCACUAGCCUCAGCUACCACCACACCACGGAUAAGCAGCCGUUGCUUCCGCUUACGCUGGGCGAUGUGGUCGACCGGGCGGCCGACCAGCACGGAGACAAGGUGGCCAUCGUGUCGUGUCACCAGUCAAUCAGGAAGACCUACUCAGAGUACAAGAAAGACAUUGACCAACUCGCCGCCGCCCUCGUGUCUCUCAAGCUCCGCGUUGGCUCCAAGAUCGCCAUUAUUGCGCCGAACAUGUACGAGUGGCCGGUCGUGCAAUUCGCAACUGCUAGGGCAGGAUUGGUCCUGGUGAACAUCAACACUGCUUACCAAGUUCCUGAACUUGAAUACACCCUGCACAAGACAGGGUGCGAGGCCGUCAUUUUUUCUGCACGGUUUGCAAGACAGGACUACUACAACAUGCUAUUGCAAAUAGCUCCCGAGCUGGAAUCUUCGACUCCUGGAGAUCUGAAAAGCGCAAAAUUACCCAAGCUUAAGCAUGUCAUCGGCAUUAGCGAUGAAAGGAAACCGGGUACGGUGACGUUCGCUGACCUCAUGGAGUCCGUUACCAACCAACACCUCAAAGACAUGCAUGCAACCUCAUCUAGGCUGCAGUUCGACGACCCCGUCAAUCUGCAGUUCACGUCGGGCACGACAGGCAAGCCUAAGGCAGCGCAGUUGUCUCACUUCAAUAUCGUCAACAACGGCUACCUUGUAGGCGAAAGGCUGGAGUUGGACAAGCAGGUUAUCUGCUUGAACGUGCCCCUCAUUCACUGUUACGGAUGCGUCGGCGGAACGAUGGCGGCAAUGCUCUAUGGGUCCACCAUUGCGUUUCCAGCUCCUGGCUUCAAGGCGGAAGCCUCACUGAGUUGCAUCCAAAAUGAGAAAUGCACUCAUCUCUACGGAACACCCACCAUGUACAUAGACAUGUUACAUCAUUUGCAAAUUGGUCAAUACGACGUCUCCUCUGUGAAUAGAGCCGUCAUGGCCGGAUCACCAUGCCCACCAGAGGUUGUUAAGAGAGUGAUGACGGAACUCAACGCACAUCGAUUCUUCAUUCUGUACGGCGCGACAGAAACAAGCCCUGUGAUAACGGCAACGAGCCCGGAUGAUGAACUGGAAAAAUGGAUACAUUCCGUCGGCAAACCUUUGUCUCACACUGAGGUGAAAAUCGUCGACAAAGAGGGCAACAUCGUGCCUACGGGCCAGAGGGGUGAGCUGUGCACCCGGGGCUAUCUGGUCUUUGCGGGUUACUUCGACGACGAAGAGUACACGCGGAAAGCUGUCCGCAACGGCUGGUAUCACACUGGGGACGAAGCGUCGAUGACAGAAGACGGUAGAGUGUCCAUCAUGGGUCGCAUAAAAGACAUGAUAAUCCGCGGUGGUGAGAACGUGUACCCUCAGGAGAUUGAAGAUUUCCUCUACAGCCAUCCAGCAGUUGAAGAAGUACAGGUAGUUGGAGUUCCCGAUGAAAGAAUGGGCGAAGAAGCUUGUGCGUGGAUAAUGUUGAAACCCGGGUCCAACACGACCGAAGAGGACAUAAAAAAUUUCUGCAAAGGAAAGUUGAGCCAUUUCAAGAUACCAAGGUACAUCUUGUUCGUCGACACAUUCCCGAAGACGCUGUCAGGAAAAGUUCAGAAGUUCGCCAUGCGGGAGAAAAGUCGCCAGAUACUCAACUUACUUAGUGACACGCCGGCCAACACGCCUGCGGACAGCGCUAUUCGGUAUCGUCAGAAUUUGGCAAGAAGAACAAAAGAGGAACGUCGCAUCAACGAGGACAGCUGUUGCCCUCGGCGCACGUUCGGCUCGCUGUGCGGCUUUCCAGAACAGUCCUGCCCUCGCUCAAACCUGCACGCGUCGAGGGAAGUUCUCAGUUUCGGGGCACUGCACUUGCAACGCUGUAGCGGUUGCCGCCGAGCUUAUCGAAUAUCAUCGAGCUCUGUGUGGGCGGCCACAGACAUCGCGAUGCUUCGACGGUGUUGCCGGCGGGCUGCGGGAACGUUCUCGCUCGCCGUGGAGCCGCGGAGGCCGCGUAACCUGAUAGGGAUUCGUCAUGUGUUGCGGCGGGAGGCGUCUCGCCUCAGCUACUACCACGGUGCGGGCGGUGCUCCGCUGCUGCCUCUGACUGCGGGCCAGAUGAUCGACAGGGCUGCCGACACCAAGGGAGACAACGUGGCCAUAGUGUCCUGUCACCAAGGGAUCUCCAAAACUUACGUGCAGUUCAAGCGCGACAUCGAUCACCUGGCUGCCGCCCUGGUUUCUCUCGGGCUACCACUGGGAUCCAUGAUUGGCCUCGUAGCGUCUAACAUAUACGAGUGGCCUGUCGUGCAGUUCGCAACGGCCAAGGCUGGCCUCGUCCUUGUAAACGUCAACACUUGGUAUCAGGUGCCGGAGCUGGAGCACUGCCUAAAGCUUGUGGACUGCGAAGCACUGAUCCUCUCGAACAAGUUCGCCCGCCAGGAAUACUACACGAUGAUGCUGCAGAUUGCGCCUGAACUGGAGCGAUGCAAGCCAGGUGAACUCAAGUGUGCGAGGCUGGCGCGCUUGAAACACGUUAUCUUGCUUGGAGGUGAAGCGAAACCGGGCACAAUAACAUACGACGACCUCCUGGCGCGAACAACUACGAAAGAUUAUGCUGCCCUUGAUAGGAUAGCAUCCCAGAUUCGUUUCGACGCACCCGUUAACGUGCAGUUUACUUCCGGUACCACGGGGAAGCCUAAAGCUGCCUUACUGUCGCACUUCAAUAUAGUCAACAACUCCAACUCGUUGGGACGUGCGAUGGGAUUCGAUGAGCAGGACGAGAUCAUCUGUCUGAACGUUCCCUUAAUACAUUGCUUCGGCUGCGUCAUCGGCACCAUGGCGGCUGCGGCGUUCGGCGCCACCAUCGUGAUGCCGGCACCCGGAUUCAACACUUUCGCCAGCCUCCAGGCCAUAACGGAACACAGGUGCACCGUGCUAUACGGAACUCCAACUAUGUACAUCGAGUUAAUGAAGCAUCUGGGUGCAAAUUACGACGUUUCGUCGCUCCGCAAAGGUGCUAUUGGUGGCGCCCCUUGCCCACCGGAAGUGAUCAAGAAUUCUAUUGAGCGGCUGAAUACGAAACGAAUUCACAUACUUUACGGCUCGACAGAAUGCAGCCCGGCCAUUGCGGUCUCCAAUCCAGACGAACCACUUCAAAUGUGGAUUCACACAGUCGGGAAGCCGUUAGAUAACGUUGAGGUGAAAGUGGUGGACAGAGAUAACAACGUCGUCCCUGUUGGCACGCCGGGAGAGCUGUGUGCACGCGGCUAUCUCGUCUUCCUCGAGUACUACAACGAGCCCGACAUGACCAAUGAUGUGGUGCGGGACAAGUGGUAUCACACCGGAGACGAAGCGAUCAUGACUGAAGACGGCCACCUGAUCAUCAGUGGCCGAAUCAGUGACAUGAUCUGCCGUGGCGGUGAGAACAUCUACCCGCUCGAGAUAGAGGAGUUCCUCUACACGCAUCCAGACAUUCAAGAGGUUCAGGUUGUUGGCGUACCCGACAAAAGGUUCGGCGAAGAAAUCUGCGCCUGGGUUAGCUUGAAAGAAGGGAAGAUCCUGACCGAAAGAGAUAUUAAGAUGUUCUGCGACGGAAAGAUCAGCCGAUUCAAGACGCCGAAAUACGUUCUGUUUGUUGACUCUUUCCCGAAGACGAUAUCUGGAAAAAUUCAGAAGUUCAAGAUGCGGGAACAAAGUAGGAAGACAUUAAAACUUUGAACGUUAUACGUCGAUCACUGCUUCUUCAUGUUAUUUUAAAUGGAUUACGGACGCAGUACAACAAGCCGGUCAUGUGGGGAACUUAGACAUGCACGCACUGUCAAAAUAAACGUUGGAACAAAAACGGCA
Dermacentor albipictus is the source of this 4205-nucleotide messenger RNA. RefSeq names its product medium-chain acyl-CoA ligase ACSF2, mitochondrial-like. The record is from RefSeq and is a predicted model, not a curated record. Gene Ontology annotation, molecular function: medium-chain fatty acid-CoA ligase activity. Lineage: Eukaryota; Metazoa; Arthropoda; Arachnida; Ixodida; Ixodidae. Gene Ontology annotation, biological process: fatty acid metabolic process.